Astrephomene gubernaculifera is the source of this 2217-nucleotide messenger RNA. Lineage: Eukaryota; Viridiplantae; Chlorophyta; Chlorophyceae; Chlamydomonadales; Astrephomenaceae. The record is from the annotation of a GenBank genome assembly.
CUUUACGAGAAGUACUGUGACUUCUAUAUAUAAAUCACACACGGACAGUCUUUUUAUGUGCACGGUUGGUUCGCAGCCUCGCGAAACAACCAUCGAGGCCCAGCGGAUGCAAGUAUUUACACCCACUACAGCAGUUGGCCUUGCAUACUCACUGAGGCGUCUAGGCUUCGGCGUGGUUCGACUCUUAUCAUCCGUCGCUCGCGGUGGAAGUGCACCAGUCGCGAUGAUGCUGCGAUCGCCCGGCGCCUCAGGAUGCACGUCAAUAUGCAGCGCAACUUCCAGCAAAGGAACAGUCCAUCCCUUACCCACACGCGCUAUGAGGUUGUCGCCUUCGGCAAGCAUGGGCCCAUCCUCGCGGCCGCUUCUUUCCUGGGCAGCGCGCGGUUUAAGCCCCAGCACACGCCCUUUGUCAACGCGGGCAGCGUCGCGGGGUACUCAAAGCGGCCCUGAGGAGCCCGACCGGCCUCGCCUCGCUGCCAUCGCCCUAGCGGCCGGUGCCGCCCUCAGCCUCAUCCUCAGCCCCGGUCCCAGCCCCAGCCCAGAUCGAGGCCUGCUGUCCGCCCUCCGGCCCCCUGUAGCGCAUGCGGAGGCGCCGGCCGCGACACCGGUCGCCGGCUUGCCCUCCUUCCUGUCGCCCCCCUCCAGCCCCCGCGAUGUGCCCUUGCAGCGCAACACGGACCCCAUGACCAUGCAGCUGCCGGACACACCGCCCGACCUGACACCCGAGGAGGUUCGUGCCAUCCGCAUCUUCGCACGCAACACGCCCUCCGUCGUCAACAUCACCAACAUACGGCAGGUCGCCAUCCCCAACGGCUACUUGAGCAUGGACACGCAGCGGGUGCCGGCGGGGCUGGGCAGCGGCUUCGUGUGGGACGACAAGGGCCAUAUCGUUACCAACUACCACGUCAUUCGGGGUGCCGACAUGGUGAAGGUGACGCUGCUGGACCAGUCCACAUACACCGCCCGAGUGGUGGGCGGUGACGCCGACAAGGACGUGGCGGUUCUGGAGCUGCAAGGCCUGCCGCGCGACAAGCUGCGGCAGCUGCAGCCCGUCACGCUGGGCUCCUCCGCGGGGCUGCUGGUGGGGCAGCGCGUGUUCGCCAUCGGCAACCCGCUGGGGCUGGAGCAUACGCUGACCUCGGGUAUCGUGAGCGGCCUCAACCGCGAGCUGAGCGACGGGACCAUCACCAUCAAGGGACUCGUGCAGACGGACGCGGCGAUCAACCCGGGCAACAGCGGCGGUGUGCUUCUGGACAGCGGCGGGCGAGUAAUCGGCAUCAACACCGCCAUCGCCGACCCCUCCGGCAAGGGCGCCUCCGCGGGGGUGGGCUUCGCGCUGCCCAUAGACAGCGUGCGCGGCCUGGUGGAGCAGAUCCUGACGUACGGCCGCGUGCUGCGCCCCGUGCUGGGGGUGACACUGGCGCCGCCGCAGGUGCUGAAGCAGCUGGGGCAGCCGGGGGUGCUGGUGCUGGAGGUGCCCCGCGGCUCUCCCGCGGAGAAGGCGGGUCUGAAGCCCACCACCCGCGACCGCUUCAGCGGCGCCCUGGUGCUCGGGGACAUCAUCACGGGCAUCGACGGCCGCCCCGUCCGCAACUACUCCGAACUGGUGGACAUUCUGGACGUCAAGCGAGUGGGCGACGUCGUGAAGGUGGACAUCCUUCGAAGCCAGACUGACAACCUAUUUGCCAGCGGCGCUGCACGCAAGAUGACAGUGGAGAUACAGCUGGGAGAGCGGGGCCAGGUCAACGUGACGGAAUGAGCUGCACCCAGCCAUUGAAGGACAAAUGAAGGUCAAAUGUCGGACGAGUGAAUUGGGCAAGAACUGUUGAACCCAAACAAGCUGACCCAUGGGUCAUGUUAUGGCAUAUGAGAACGUACCCUUCUGCAUUGUGUUGCUGCGUGUUUUGUCCCGAACAAGUGUUGUCAGCUAGGUUGCGCUGCUUCCAUGUAUCAUACUGCAUCGUUAGUCUGUCUGCAGAAACGUGUCGCAUUACACCAGAGCGGUCGGAAGCACCGCUUAUGUACGGGGGCAGGCAAAAAAUGUGCGGGUCAUGCUGCAAAGUGAUAUAUAGGUUGAGGCAUGAAACCACUCGCACAGCCUAGCGACAAAAAGGGCUAGGGUUAAAGCGCCUGUAAAUGGCCCGUCGCACCAAAUUCAAUCUCCUAAUGCCUGAAGCCGAUGGCUUCUAAGCUACCAUGUAAAUGCUCUAUCCGCAG